CCAUCCAGGAUAAAGAAGCUGCAAAGAAAGAAGUGGUUCUUCUGGCAAAGAUGAAGCAUCCCAACAUUGUAACCUUCUUCAGUUCAUUUCAAGAGAGCAGCAGGCUCCUUAUUGUAAUGGAGUACUGUGAUGGAGGGGAUCUCAUGAAGAGGAUCCAGAGGCAGCGGGGAAUAUUAUUUAGUGAAGAUCAGAUCCUGGGCUGGUUUGUACAGAUUUCUCUGGGACUGAAACAUAUUCAUGACAGGAAGAUAUUACAUAGGGACAUAAAAGCUCAGAAUAUUUUUCUUAGCAAGAAUGGGAUGGUUGCAAAGCUCGGGGACUUUGGAAUAGCAAGAGUCCUGAAUACUUCCAUGGAACUUGCUCGAACUUGUGUUGGAACACCUUACUACCUGUCCCCGGAGAUCUGUCAGAAUAAACCAUACAACAAUAAAACGGAUAUUUGGUCUCUUGGCUGUGUCUUGUAUGAGCUCUGCACACUCAAGCAUCCUUUUGAGGGCAACAACUUACACCAUCUGGUUCUGAAGAUUUGUCAAGCGCAUUUUGUACCCAUAUCACCCAAGUUUUCUCAUGACCUGCAGUCCUUCAUACCUCAGCUCUUUAAAGUGUCUCCUCGAGAUCGACCAUCUAUUAACUCCAUUCUGAAGAAGCCUUUUUUAGAAACUCUUAUUGGCCGAUAUUUAUCUCCUGAGGUCAUUCGAGAAGAAUUCAGUCACACACUCAUGUGCAGAACACGACCAUUGGCCUCACAACCUGCUAGGAAGGCGGCCCAGGAUUAUAAAAUACAGAGAGUAAGAUUCCAGAAAAAGUGCCCACCAAGAUCAAGGAUAUCAGUGCCAGUUCAAAGGAAGGAGGUGCGACACAGACACGAGUGGCGACCACCAGGUGGUGCACAGAAGCCCAUAAUAAAUAUGGUAGACACUCCCAAAGUUGCUGCAGUUUGUGGACAUUAUGAUUUUUAUCAUGCUCAACUUGACUUGUUGAGGAAGAGAGCCUGUGAACCAAGCUAUCAUUAUGUUCCUCCAAAAGAUUCCAGAAUUGAGAAUUACAACCAGAAAGAAAGGCAUAGUCCUUCACCUACUCAAUGGCCGGCUGAGUACCUUCAGAGGAAACUUGAAGCUCAACAAUAUAAGUUGAAAGUGGAAAAACAGUUGGGUCUUCGUCCAUCUUCUGCUGAGCCAUAUCCCAAUGAGAGAGAAGAGCUACGGAGCCCGGGAGAAGACCCUACAUUCCAGGAGCUUCAGGAUAGGAAAAUCAAAAUGAAGAACCAGGAGUAUUGGAAACAGCUAGAGUUGAUUCGACAGCAGUACCACAAAGAUAUGAAGGAAAUUAAAAAGAAGAGGUGGGGAGAGCUGGAGGAGGACUUAGAUCUCGGUCAUAAAACCUAUUUGGUGAAGAGGAGUAACUUGCCCAUCCGCACAGAGGCCCCUGAAGAAGAAACUGUGCAGAACAUUGAAAGAGACCUGAAACAAAUUAGGCUUCAGAACAUAAAUGAUAGUAAAAUUCCACAGCAGAGACAUAAAACUAAGAAAGGAGUAAAGUUUGAAAUUAGUUUAGACAAGUGUAUUUCUGAGGAAGACACCCUCCAAGAGAAAAAGGCAGUGGAUACCCCAAAUGACACUUUGAGCUUUGAAGAUGGCAUGAAGCCUAAGGACUAUGGAUGUGUAAAGGAGCAUGGAGAUUACACAGACAAAGCCUUUGGAGAGCUCUGUGGCCCAGAAGCAGGUCUCAUUCAGGAUGUCACUGCUGCAGAAAACAGGAGGCAGUGGGAUGCCAGAGUGCCUCAGACUCUGCUGCAAAUGAUGGCAGCUGCAGAUGUCACCUCCACCUGCCCCACCAUGUCUAAUGAUGGCCACGUUAUUGUGAUGGAAGGUGGUCCAGAACACAGGAAGCAGUGGCAGCGUGGUACGCCAAGAACCCUGAUGAGCGCUUUGGCAGCAGCGAACCUCUGCAGCAGCUCUUUUUCUGCUGGCGAAGGAGAACCUGUAGUAAAGAUAAAACAACAGCUUCCUAAAGAAGAGGAAGAGGUAGAAACCGCCUCUGGCAUUGCAGUAGAUGAAGAACAACUGGACCCAGGAUCUGAUGGUGAUGAUACAAACUUUGAAGAAUCUGAAGAUGAGUUGAGGAAUGAAGUAGUAGAAUCCCUAGAAAAACUUGCUAUUUCCAAAGAAGAAAGGAAAGAAGCUUCCAGCUCCCCUAAGAAUGCUGAGGAGUCAGGAGGGAGAAGGAUAAACGUGCCAGGGUCUGGAGACUGCAGGGCAGGUCUGGAGGCUGAUUUGAUCUGCACUGCUGAGGAAGACCCAGGUUCACAGCCAUCAGCCACAGUGUGCAAAUAUGAACACGGUAAUCUCUCUCAUUGCUAGAGAUCCCUGUGCUUUAAAAAAAAUACAUUAUUUCACAGAGCACUGUGUAUAAAAUAAGUGAAAUAAUCUUGAGAGACAGCUCUUAUGACUUUUUAGGUUUAACUCUAUUAAGUUGAAAUUAUUUGUUCAGAUCUACAUUUAUUUUAUUUUGUAAAUAUUUUAUUUUUAUUUUGGGGGGCUCUUUUUGAGACAGGGUCUCCCUGUAGCCCCAGCUGGCCUGGAACUCACUAUGUAGACUACAGCUUUUACAUAUCUGAACUACUCAUUUCAAAGUCUAUAGAGUCUAACAAUGAAAUCUUCUUAGGAAUCACAAGCAAGACAGACACCCCCCCCCAUCCCUUUUUUCUUUUUCUACAUAAAAAUUCCUGGGCAUAUGGAAUCAUGUUAGUAGACAUUUGAGACCACAUGAAGAGAACAGUAUCCAAGAAAAUGAAAACUAAAAAAUCACUUUUUUUUUCAUGUUUUUGAGACAGGGUCUCCCUGUAGCCCCAGCUGGCCUGGAACUCAGUAUGUAGACCAGGCUGGCCUUGAACUCACAGAGAUCUGCCUGCCUCUGCCUGCCAAGUGCUGGGAUUAAAGGUGGGCGCUCCUAUGCCCCACAAAAGAUUACUACUUUAAGUGAUGUUUAGAUACAAGUGGAUUUUGUACUAAAGAUCUAAAUGAUUCUUAGCUACAAAUAUAGUACACAGGGGCUGGAGAGAUGGCUCAGCAGUUAAGAACACUGACUGUUCUUACAGAAGACCCAGGUUCGAAUCCCAGCACCCACAUGGCAGCUAACAA
Nannospalax galili (Upper Galilee mountains blind mole rat) is the source of this 3140-nucleotide messenger RNA. RefSeq names its product NIMA related kinase 5 (gene Nek5). The record is from RefSeq and is a predicted model, not a curated record. Gene Ontology annotation, biological process: protein phosphorylation. The coding region runs from base 51 to 2360 and encodes 769 amino acids. The transcript is spliced from 21 exons. Gene Ontology annotation, molecular function: ATP binding; protein kinase activity. NCBI's taxonomy places the organism in Eukaryota, Metazoa, Chordata, Mammalia, Rodentia, Spalacidae.